Mytilus californianus (California mussel) is the source of this 636-nucleotide messenger RNA. RefSeq lists its product as uncharacterized. NCBI's taxonomy places the organism in Eukaryota, Metazoa, Mollusca, Bivalvia, Mytilida, Mytilidae. The record is from RefSeq and is a predicted model, not a curated record. The coding region runs from base 1 to 636 and encodes 211 amino acids. The transcript is spliced from 4 exons.
AUGACUUUGGGGAUAGAAAUUCAAUCAAGCGAAGAGAUUACCGUAUAUGCUGUUAAUAAACAUACGACUACAUCUGACGCAUUUGUUGUAUUUCCAGUUGAUUUGCUCGGAUACGCAUAUUACGCAAUUCUCAAACGUUCCAAGCUGUUGGAAGUUCGAGUUCAGACUAUUCAGGAACCUUUCAUUUGGUCUUCAAAGGUGGUAUCAGUAAUAAGAGGUAAUCAAUACAGUCGCAUAGGCGCUGGAUUCGCUGAUCAUCUGUCAUCCCAAAUGACACAAAUUGAUACAUUUGGUAAAAGGUUUGUUACUAUAAACAUGCAAAACUGCGAUGUGCCAGUUAAUUUUAAAAUUGUCGCUAGUGCGAACAAUACGAAUAUAAAUAUAUAUGGAAAAGGUACUGUUCAUUUGUUAAUAGCUGGUGAUUUAUAUAGUUUUCAAAUCGUUGUUAAAUCAUCACGGACUAUUGUUGCAGACAAACCAGUUGCGGUAGUAUUCUUUGCAGAAGGUGGCUUUGGUUCCGAUAAUGGAGACCCGGCCAUGAUAUCACUACCACCUUUAGAACAGUUUGCUGCAGACUAUACGUUUUCAACAAUUAAUAAUCCCGAUAACCAUUCAGUAGGUGGUGGCUUACAAUGA